CUCCGUUCACGCACAGAAAAAAAGUUGAGAGCGCGGGCACGACGUGUUCACGGCGGUACUAUGAGGCUGCUAACAUCCACGUAGCGUGAAAAUAACACGGCGGUAGGAGUUAACGAAGCUGUGGCGGGGCGCAGAGCAGCACACAUGGACAUAUUCACGGACGACCCCGAGUUUCCGGACAUCCAUAUGGUCCAAAGGGUUGUGAAUAUGUUUGAUGGAAAGACUCAUAUGCAGAGGAUCAUAACAUGUGGCCUUAUUGGUAUGGAAUAUCAUGGUGAGCUGGAUGAUGCAAGUGAGGAUGAUGAUUUUGAGCAUUGGGCACAUGGUCAUAGCGGUUUCCAUGGAUACGGGAGGCUGCCUGGGAGGAGUGACGGGCGUGGAUUACAUAGAAACCCAUCCAGCUCUCUUUAUCAUCCCCCACUGCAUUACUACACUUCAGCUCACGAACCUUCUCAUCCAGCUGUAAAAGUUCAGGCCAAAGAGAAUGAUACUGAAAGGAAAACCAGAUUAUUACAAGAUUCUAAAAAAGGCAAAAACAAGGCUGAGAAGAAGAGGCUUAAAAAACAGAAACAGAAGGAAAGAAAACAGCGCGAGAAGUUGGAGAAGGAAAAACAGAAGCCUGCAAAAAACGAGGAGCAAAAAGACGACACACAGCAGUCUGAAGCAGUUAAAGAUGAAGGCGAUGCCAAUUCCAGCGUUAAACUGUCGGCUUCAGCUAAAGAUACAGACACGAGUGACAGCAGUGAAAACGAAUCCAGUGAUGAAGACGGAGACACCAAGCACGACUCGAGCAACUCAGAGGAACUGGAUAUGACGAGUACUUUUGUGAGCAAAGCAGCUCUUAUAGCGAUGCGUAAACUGGAGCAGAAGCCCAGAGCUGAGAAGAAGGAGAAAAAGAAGACCCCAGAAAAAGAACGUAAAUCUGUGCCUGACGACCCGAAUAAAGGAGAGGAGGAUGGAAAGAAGGAUUCUGCUGCUCCUAGCGGUGCCACCUUUGAAGAAAACGUUAAAAUAAGUACCAAUCUUGCAAAUGUUGGAAAUAAAUAUGCAAGUGCUGGAGAGUUCAGUAUGGCCGUGAAGUAUUUUACUGAUGCUAUAAAGUAUAAUCCUACAGAAUUUAAGCUGUUUGGAAAUCGUUCUUUCUGUUUCGAAAAGUUGCAAGAAUACGACAAGGCGCUGACAGAUGCGGAGCUGUCUCUGGGAAUCUGUCCAGGCUGGGUUAAAGGUCUGUUUAGAAAGGGAAGAGCUCUGGCUGGACUGAAGAGGUAUGAAGAAGCUACACAGGCCUUCAGGGAAGUCCUCAAAAUGGACAGUUCAUGUGCAGAAGCUGCCAAGGAACUGAUGCGUGUGCAGAUAACACAGCUAAUGAACUUUGGUUUUACACGGGAGCAGAGCUCAAAUGCUUUAAUUAUUCAUGAGACGGUAGAAAAGGCGUUAGAGGUGCUGUCCAAAUUAAACAUACAACCAGGUGUUAUUGAAAAUGGCGCAAUCCAACCAGCUCAGGUAGUCAACGUCACUGGAGUCUCUCCAGUCCUGUCAGCCAACAACAAUACUGCUGCUGCUGCUGCUGCUGCUGCUCCGUCCCAGGAUGCACCAAAACAAACACUUAUUAACAAACCUUUAGGUCCAGUACACAAUACGUCCAAUGUCCAGAGUCAGUCAAAGCCUGUUAAUCCUCGGUCAGUGAAGACUAGCGAUGACGACGACAGACCACCACCAGAGCUGUUUCCAGUUUGGGUCGGAAACUUGAAUUAUCCAGUAGCUGAGUCCAUGAUUAUCAACCUGUUUACUAAGGCCGGAGCUGUUUAUAGUGCGAAGGUUCUGGUUUCCAAACGAUGUGCCUUCGUGAACUUUACAAAACAAGAGCAUUGUGAUGAAGCAAUCAGGCGCUUUAAUGGCUAUGAGCUGAACGGCAUCAAAAUGGUUGUGAGAUAUCCGGACAGGAUUCCUCCAGGUAUGGGCAUCUCCAAAUCUGCCCUUAAAGCCGAAAACCUGCAAGACGAAAACGUCAGGCACAGUGAGUACGAUGAUGGGAGGAACGCAGCUGGAAAUCGGAGGUUUGUUCGUCCUUACAAACACGUCCAGAACCACAGAGGCAACUACUGAAACAAUACAGAUGCCUUUCGACUGCUUUGGUCUGACCGUUGCCUUCUAUAAAAACAGAACCUCGUCAUGUUCAGAAGUGACUUGUCAAUGUUAUCUUCACAGUAUCUGUACUGCUGUUGGACCACAGAAGCUCAUUGGCUAAACAAUUUUUUAGGGAUAAUUUUUUAAAAAUAUUGUUUGACAACUUAAAUUGUCAGGUUUAUGUAAGCUAGUGAUUCUAGGCAUCAACAAAGGCAUCACAAUGAUGUGAUUUUUAUAGCCUGAUGGUGUUUAAAUAUCAGUAAGCAGACAUGGUUUGCCCACCAGCUUAUAAAACAGGCUGUUAAAAUGUCAUAAGUCUGACUUAGCAGCAAUUAUAUGUUCAUUUAGUGACGACCCCUUAAUUAUAGCAUCAGCUUUGGUCGCCAAACUUCAGUAUUCCAUUACUGUGGGUUUUUUUACAUUUACAAACUGAGAACCAGAAGUUAUUACUAGUUUAAUUCACAUUUGUAGAACAAUAAGAGGAGCCUCACAUAUAUGACCUGCUUCUAAAUUCCCUUAAUCAGUAUGUUAAUCCAGAAUUCUUUAUUACCGAUUAUUCAUUUAAUGGAAGUUGCACUUUUAUCCUGCCUUGCUGUACAACAGGUGCAACCCUCUAUAAAUACAUCAUGACGCAGUAUUUCGUCAUGUACCUAAUAUGUGGUUCAUAAGAAGACUUUUGAAUGAGCGGUAAUCAUUUUGUGGAACAUCUGAGUCUUUGUUCAGGUGCCCCUUCAUUAAUUAUGAACUUGGUGUUCCUAAAUAAGAAUUAAAAGAUUCUUUCGUACUCUGAA
This is a messenger RNA of Acanthochromis polyacanthus (spiny chromis), 2918 nucleotides long. Its product is annotated as hsp70-Hsp90 organising protein-like. NCBI's taxonomy places the organism in Eukaryota, Metazoa, Chordata, Actinopteri, Pomacentridae. Bases 145 to 2106 code for a protein of 653 amino acids. Gene Ontology annotation, molecular function: RNA binding; protein binding. The record is from RefSeq and is a predicted model, not a curated record. The transcript has 18 exons.